Vigna radiata var. radiata (mung bean) is the source of this 1184-nucleotide messenger RNA. RefSeq lists its product as uncharacterized. The transcript has 3 exons. The record is from RefSeq and is a predicted model, not a curated record. Lineage: Eukaryota; Viridiplantae; Streptophyta; Magnoliopsida; Fabales; Fabaceae. The coding region runs from base 209 to 745 and encodes 178 amino acids.
AGUAAGGUUAAAGUUUUUAAUUAUGAAUAAAUUGACAGAAAAUAAGGAGAGUGUAUGGGACGUAAGAGAGAAACACGUAAACAUGGGGGUGCAGUUUGGAGUAUGCGAAUCUUGAAACGAAACCAAGCUUUAAGAAAUAAAUUAUUAUUCGCAGUGAAGAUCCUCUUCUUCUGCAGCUUAGCACACCACAUCGUUGCAAUUUGCAAAGAUGAACAGGAGGCAGCAAAAAGCCUUCAGAUUUGUGAUAUGGAUUCUGGGACUCUUUCUCAUCGCUUACAUUGCAGGACGACCCUUGUAUUGGCAUCUCUAUGAAUCCAUUAAUUCUACCUCUUCUCCUUGUCCUCCUUGCCAAUGUGAUUGCUCUCUUCAGCCCCUUAUUUCUCUUCCAGAAGGAUUGACCAACAAUUCCAUUUUAGAUUGCAUGAGGCAUGACCAAGAGGUGAGUGAAGAGAUGGGGAAGAAUUUUUCAGACCUUUUAGCAGAAGAAGUAAAGGAAAAAGAAGCUGAAGCUGAGGAAAAACAAAGAAAGGCAGAUUCAAUGCUUUUAGAGGCUAAGAAAAUAGCAUCUCAGUACCAAAAGGAAGCUGACAAGUGCAAUUCAGGGAUGGAGAGUUGUGAGCAGGCAAGGGAAAGAGCUGAGACAACACUUGAAAAUCAGAUGAAAGAAACUGCUUUGUGGGAGCUGAGGGCUCGCCAAAGAGGCUGGAACAAAGAUGCUUCAAAGAAAGCUCGAGCACGUUCUUAAUACUUCUACACUCUUCUAUUCUUCUUUUAUUAUUCUCGUUACUUCAUAUAUUGUUUAGUAUAAAUAAAUGCACAAGGAUACUUCUGCUUUUAAAUUUCCCUUAGAUUGAGCACUCAACCAUUCACUUUGCUCAUGAAUCGUUAAUUUUGUUUGUUGUCUUGUGUUCGAAAAAAGUUGCAUGACAUGAUUUCAUUACGCAUGUUUGCAUUUUACUCACAUUUUCAUGUCAAAUGUGAAAAAGUGCAAAAUGGAUGUUUGUCGAUUAGUCUGAGACGGAGAACCAAACACAAAUUGCUGCAAACCUUCACGAACUAGAAAAGAUAAAGUUAUAAUCCUCUUUAAAGACAAACUGAGUUGAAACAAAAUGAACUUAAAAGCAGAGUUAUAUUUCUUUUUGAAAGGUAAAACAACUUGAAAAAAAAACUUGUCACAUUUUUGU